UUUGCCACUCCCACUUAUCGAUGUUCCCACGUUCACUCGACUCGACAAGUCAACGAAAAGUAAAGUAAGUUUGUUUUUGUUUUGAGGAACUUUGAGCCGGGAGCUGGUAAAUUAAGACUCAUCCACGCAUGAUAAACCGGCGGCUUCCCUUCAGGGCCAACACUUCAAGCAACUAAUUACCCAAGCCUUCUACAAUAUUGAUACACUUCAUUAUGAGGUUUCUUCUAUCCUUGUCUGCAUUGGUGUUCUCUCUGAUGACCUUGAGCCAUUGUGAAGGUCAACUUGAUAGUAGUAAUAGGGAAGAUGAUAACACUGUGGAUGGAGUCUCAGGAAGCAAAGAAUCGGCGGUUGGGUCCAAACUAGAAUGGGAUCCUAAUGGAUACUUUACAUUUUGUCCCUGCAUGGGGAGGUUUGGAAACCAAGCAGAACACUAUCUGGGAGCCUUAGCCUUUGGUAAAGCAAUGAAUAGAACAAUUAUCUUGCCUCCUUUCAGGACAUAUGUCAACAUCCCUUUCACAGACUGGUUCCAGUUUGAGCCUCUUCUAGAGUUCUAUCCCCGUCUCAUCACCAUGGAAACAUUCAUGGAGGAACUAGCUCCCAAGUACUGGCCUGAGGAAGAGAGGAAGGGUUACUGCUGGCUUAAUCUCAAUAGUGAUUCUCCAUGUGAAAUGAAGAGAGGGAAUCCAUUUGGACCAUUCUGGGAUGGCUUUGGAAUUGAUUUUGCGGAAGAGUUUAAAUUUGAGAUUUUCAGUCAUGCUGAUAUCAGCGAUGAACAUAGAAUGACCAACAUGAAGGAGCAAUGGGAUAGAAGUUUCCCAGUCAAGGACCAUCCUGUCCUUGCAUUGAAAGGGGCACCAGCCCCCUUCCCGAUGAGAGAAGCUAACCGGAAGAUCCAGAACUUCUUUAAAUGGAACGAGAGAUUGUUUGCUGAGGCCAAACAUCACAUGGAUGAACUCUUUAACGGAGAGCCUUACGUUGGGAUUCAUCUUCGUACUGGUAUUGAUUGGGUGAAAGCUUGUGAGAGCGUGGAAGGGAUGAGACAAAUGAUGGCAUCACCACAAUGUCACAAGGUGGGGGAGGAGCCUGUUACCAAGGCAAUGUGUUACCCCACCAAGGAGAUGGUACUAGCAGAAACAAGAGCAGCAGUGGAGAAAUAUAGGACGAGGCAUGUCUACAUAGCUACUGAUAAACUAUCCUAUCAGACGGAACUACAAAAAAUGUUUGGAGAUAAGGUCAAAGUUCAUCAUCUCGAUCCCCACUUGCCGCAGAUUGACCUCAUUAUUCUUGGCCAAUCAGAAUUCUUCAUUGGUAAUUGUGUCUCAUCGUUCACAUCAUUUGUGAAGCGGGAGAGAGACGGGAAUGGGAAACCCUCAACAUUCUGGAGUUUAGGCCUUUGAUGUAGCCAUAAUCACCUCAAAACCAACAAUAAGUUGCCCAAAUGAAUUUUGGAAUUUCAAUUUAGCUUGAAAAAGCUGUAUGAAGACGAUGUAUAGCUUGUUAAUGUUGAACAAUAACCCACACAAGUAGUUGAGUGAAUACAGAAGAGAUUCUGUGAAAACUUAUUCAAAGAUUUAGGAGAAAUCAAGGUUUAAAGUUUGGGGAUCACCUAAGAAUGAGAUGUGCACACUGCAAUCUCGAUGAACCUUCCACACAGUCUGAAAAAAAAAUAUGUUGUCAAAAAAUAUUUAAUUCUGUAUUUUUGCUUAACUUUUUCGGCUUCAAAUUUUGACAGUAGGAAGAACAGGAAUGAUUCUUUCAGAUAAGCUGUUUUUCUCCUUUUUGAAGACAAAAAAGACCUUGUGCAUAUGCCGUCACAACCUCAUACUGAUUUCUCUCAGAGGAAAGCAUGUAAUUGUAAGCGGAGUUUUCAGAGAUGCGCCAGCAGCAGAUCCCCAAUGCAUUCAAGCCAAUGGCUUAAGCCUUGAGAUGGCGGUGUGAUGAUGUUCAUGCACAAGGUCUAUUACAAUUUUAGCUAUUGAUUAAUAUCUUCCUUAGUGACUUUUUGUUGGUUUUGGGAUGGCCGGUUCAUAUAUCUUCUCGAAAAUCAUGUCUUUCAAUUUUUUUACUCUUUCUGGGACCAAUGUAUUAAAUGUGGUGAUAUUCAUCAGUGUAUGUCUCUGUUUUAGUACUCAGGUAUGAAGCAAAGUCUUUCCACUAUUUUAAUAUCUUGCGACUAUGCUGGUAUCUUGAUUAUGACAGGAUUUAUUUAUGGUACUCAUUUACAAUGAUGUAAAAUUGGGUUUAUACAUGUAGUUAGUCAUUCAUUAUAAUAUUAGUUGGUUGAAUUCCCAGAUUUGCUUGCCACUACUUAAUACAGUUUUAUAUCAUGUCAUUUAUUUGGUAUAUGCUUUUUCCAAUGUCCUCUGAGGGUAAAUGGUGAUUUGUUUUUAUUAUUGAGCUAGACCGGUAUUCUGUUCGGAUCUUUGCAUUUCACUUUGCUAUACCAAUAUGAUUAGACUAAUAUUCAUAUCACUUCUAAGCAUUUCACUUUAUCAAGACAAAUUGAUGCAAAAAAAGCAUAUCCAUAAUAAUUAUGACAUCAUUGAGUUUCAAGUCAAAUAGUGCGCAAUGAAUGUAUCUAGCAGGUAUGACUGUGUGUAUGUUAGUUUGUUCACACUGAAUGUGUGAGACAACUUCAUCAACGCACUUA
Lytechinus variegatus (green sea urchin) is the source of this 2650-nucleotide messenger RNA. RefSeq names its product GDP-fucose protein O-fucosyltransferase 1-like. The transcript has 8 exons. Gene Ontology annotation, molecular function: peptide-O-fucosyltransferase activity. NCBI's taxonomy places the organism in Eukaryota, Metazoa, Echinodermata, Echinoidea, Temnopleuroida, Toxopneustidae. Gene Ontology annotation, cellular component: endoplasmic reticulum. Gene Ontology annotation, biological process: Notch signaling pathway; regulation of Notch signaling pathway; protein O-linked glycosylation via fucose. The record is from RefSeq and is a predicted model, not a curated record. Bases 213 to 1397 code for a protein of 394 amino acids.